AUGUCCGCUGCUGAAAAUUCUCGCCUUCACCCUGGGUUUGCAUCCAGAAGUGCGAGCAACAUUUUAAACAUAUUUGGUGUGAUCUUUUUGAUUUUCAGUGCAAGUUCCAUUGCAUUCACUCGACAGAUCGACCAUCUCGUCACAAAGAACCCGGACAAUGACUUCAGACGCCCAACCAAAGACAACCUCGCGGCAUCCAGUGGACAAGAAGAGAAGACGGCAGAUUUCAGCCGCAUGUUGCUGAAGUCCGAGAGCGAUACUUCAUUUGCAAGCAUAAGCCGGAGGACACUGUCCACAGCAUUGUCUGGAGGAAUGGCGGGCAUCCUGCCACAAGAGGAAGGGGGUUACAGCUAA
This is a messenger RNA of Suillus discolor, 354 nucleotides long. RefSeq lists its product as uncharacterized. The coding region runs from base 1 to 354 and encodes 117 amino acids. The record is from RefSeq and is a predicted model, not a curated record. Lineage: Eukaryota; Fungi; Basidiomycota; Agaricomycetes; Boletales; Suillaceae. The transcript has 3 exons.